AUGGAAAGCGAAUUCUCUGAUAAAGUGGAGUAUAAUGCGUUUACCCAGAAAUGGUCAGAGAACACACAAUUAGAGAAGGGUGACAGUUUGGCGGAAGGGUACCGAGCCAUGGCUCAAUUCUGGAAUUCUGCUUACAGCUGUUUUACUUUCGAAAAUAUGGAUUUAACACCUACUAUAGAAGAAUAUACAACUUUGCUUAGAUGUCCGAAGUUUCAAACCGACAAGAUUUAUUCUAGAAUCAUCAAUGUCCCAACUUUCGUCAAGAGAUUGAUGAAUAUUACCGGGAUGAAUGAGCAGUGGGUUGUGGCUCGAGUCCAGCAGAAGGGUGAUGGGAAGUGUAUCCCUUGGGUAAGUUUGAGAGAGCUGAUUCUGACGCAUCCUGAUAUGAAGAGAAGAGUCGACGUCUUUGCUUUGAGUGUUUAUGGGUUGGUCGUUUUCCCUAAGGCUUUAAGGCAAAUAGACGAAGCAGUUACCAAUUUAUUUGACCAACUUGGUAAAGGGAUCACACCUGUUCCUGCAAUAUUAGCUGAGACUUUCAGAUAUUUGAAUACAUGCCGAAGAGCAGGCAAAGGCAGAUUUAUUGGAUGUGCACAGCUUUUAUUAGUUUGGUUCAAUAGCCACUUUUGGAAGAUGGAGAAGGUCUCUUAUCAACCCUUCCUUCGAAAUUUCUCUCAUUUGAAGGAAAUAGCAGCUACGCCGAGGAGGGACGAUAUAUCAGAGGAGAGAUGGAUGGCAAUACUUCAAAAUCUCCAAGAGGAUGAUAUCGAGUGGAGAGCUCUUUGGAUGGUUCCCGGUGAGAUUCUUUUCCGGUGUGGAGAUUAUGAUUGGGUUCUUUUGUUAGAGAUUUGGGGAGGCAUUGGUUAUGCCCUUUUCCUCAUAUCGAGGGUUAAUGAUAACAUUCUGAGGCCAAAUCUAGAAGAUGCUCGAUUGAUAAAGGAAUAUCUACGAGUCGUCCCCUUUGAGUUGGAAAUUAUAAAGCAAGACUUUGAAAAGAAAAGUUCGGAGUUAGAAAAGAAAAUAGAACAGUUGGAAGUGGAAAAGGUGUACUUGAAGCUGGAUGUGGAUGUUCAAAAGUCGGAGGCCGAGAAUUUGAGAAAAGGAAAGAGAAAAGUUGAAGAGGACCUUGCUAGCUUGAAGGAUUAUUACAAGAGAUAUCGUCCAUCAGUGAAGAAGGCUGGUUUAGGUAAAACGUCUGAACAGUGGAGGCAAGAAAUCCAAGAAGAAAAAGCUAAAACUAACCAGUGGAAGAAGAAGUUCCAUGAUACUAAGGCACGAGAGGUUGGGUUAGAGAAAAGCUUAGAUGAUAGUCAAAAUGAAAAGGAGAUGUUAAGGGCCUGGGUAGCUGAGUUAGAGAAUGCACUACACCAGCAUCGGAGUCGAAACUCGGUGAUUGAAUUAAAGGCCAGCUUAAGUAGGAUCGAGGAUUUGAAAGGAAAAGUAGAAGAACUGGAGUCUACACUUCAGAAUUGUGAGCUCCGAAUUGAACGACCGGAAGCAAAUAACGGUCAGUUAAGCGAGCAACUUCAUUGA
Messenger RNA from Gossypium arboreum, 1530 nucleotides. RefSeq lists its product as uncharacterized. The record is from RefSeq and is a predicted model, not a curated record. The coding region runs from base 1 to 1530 and encodes 509 amino acids. Lineage: Eukaryota; Viridiplantae; Streptophyta; Magnoliopsida; Malvales; Malvaceae. The transcript is spliced from 3 exons.